Messenger RNA from Equus caballus (horse), 6710 nucleotides. RefSeq names its product ATP binding cassette subfamily B member 11 (gene ABCB11). Gene Ontology annotation, molecular function: ATP binding; ABC-type oligopeptide transporter activity; ATP hydrolysis activity. The record is from RefSeq and is a predicted model, not a curated record. Gene Ontology annotation, biological process: transmembrane transport. Gene Ontology annotation, cellular component: plasma membrane. NCBI's taxonomy places the organism in Eukaryota, Metazoa, Chordata, Mammalia, Perissodactyla, Equidae.
GGCGUUGACCCUUAAGCAAAUAGAUAAUGUUCUCGAAAAAGCUUGAAUUCUGUUCAGUGCUUUAUAACGAUGAAAACUGAAGUCGGAAAAGGUUGUAAAACCCUUUGACUCUCCACAGUGGAGUCCGUUGUUUCUUCUGGCUUCCUCAAGUUCCCGUUCACAGGGUUAUUGCCUGCAGAUUGCAAUCACCAUGUCUGACUCAGUAAUUCUUCGCAGUGUAAAGAAAUUUGGAGAGGAGAAUUAUGGCUUUGAGUCAGAUGGAUCACAUAGCAAUGAUAAAAACUCAAGGUUACAAGAUGAGAAGAAAAGUAACAGCAGUCAAGUUGGCUUCUUUCAAUUGUUUCGAUUUUCUUCAACAAGUGACAUUUGGCUGAUGUUUGUGGGAGCUUUAUGUGCAUUUCUCCAUGGACUAGCCUAUCCAGGCGUGCUACUCAUUUUUGGCACAAUGACAGAUGCUUUUGUUGACUAUGAUGUUGAAUUACAAGAACUCAAGAUCCCGGGAAAAGCGUGUGUGAAUAACACCAUAGUGUGGAUCAACAGCUCCCUCAACGAGAACGUGACAAAUGCAACACGUUGUGGGUUGCUGAACAUUGAAAGUGAAAUGAUCAGAUUUGCCAGUUAUUAUGCUGUAGUCGCUGUCACCGUCCUUAUCACAGGAUAUAUGCAAAUAUGCUUUUGGGUAAUUGCUGCAGCUCGUCAGGUACAGAAAAUAAGAAAAUUUUACUUUAGAAGAAUAAUGAGAAUGGAAAUAGGAUGGUUUGACUGCAAUUCAGUGGGAGAGCUGAGCACAAGAUUUUCUGAUGAUGUUAAUAAGAUCAAUGAUGCCAUUGCCGACCAAAUGGCCAUCUUCAUUCAGCGCAUGACCACAAGCAUCUGUGGAUUCCUGCUGGGAUUUUACCAGGGCUGGAAGCUGACCUUGGUGAUUAUCUCUGUCAGCCCUCUCAUUGGGAUUGGAGCAGCCAUCAUUGGUCUGAGUGUGUCCAAGUUUACUGACCAUGAAUUGAAGGCCUAUGCCAAAGCAGGGUCAGUGGCUGAUGAAGUCAUUUCAUCUAUGAGAACAGUGGCUGCUUUCGGUGGUGAGAAAAAAGAGGUUGAAAGGUAUGAGAAAAAUCUUGUGUUUGCCCAGCGCUGGGGAAUUAGAAAAGGGAUAGUGAUGGGAUUCUUUACUGGAUUCAUGUGGUGUCUCAUCUUCUUGUGUUAUGCACUGGCCUUCUGGUAUGGCUCCAAACUCGUCCUGGAUGAAGGAGAAUAUACGGCAGGAACCCUUGUCCAGAUUUUCCUCGGUGUCAUAGUAGGAGCUUUAAAUCUUGGCAAUGCAUCUUCUUGUUUGGAAGCCUUUGCAGCCGGACGUGCAGCAGCCACCAGUAUUUUUGAGACAAUAGACCGGAAGCCCAUCAUUGAUUGCAUGUCAGAAGAUGGUUACAAAUUGGAUCGAAUUAAGGGUGAAAUUGAGUUCCAUAAUGUGACCUUCCACUAUCCUUCCAGACCAGAGGUGCAGAUUUUAAAUAACCUCAGCAUGGUCAUUAAAUCAGGGGAAAUGACAGGUGUGGUAGGAUCCAGUGGAGCCGGGAAAAGCACGGCACUACAGCUCAUUCAGCGAUUCUAUGACCCCAGUGAAGGCAUGGUGACUUUGGAUGGCCAUGACAUUCGCUCUCUUAACAUUCAGUGGCUUAGAGCUCAGAUUGGUAUAGUGGAGCAAGAGCCUGUCCUGUUUUCCACCACCAUUGCAGAGAAUAUUCGCUAUGGCAGAGAAGAUGCAACGAUGGAAGACAUAGUCCGAGCUGCCAAGGAAGCCAAUGCCUACAACUUCAUCAUGGACCUGCCACAGCAAUUUGACACUCUUGUUGGAGAAGGAGGAAGCCAGAUGAGUGGCGGCCAGAAACAAAGAAUAGCCAUUGCUAGAGCCCUUGUCCGAAAUCCCAAGAUCCUGCUGUUGGACAUGGCCACCUCAGCGUUGGACAAUGAGAGUGAAGCCAUGGUACAAGAGGCACUGAGUAAGAUUCAGCGUGGACGUACAAUCAUUUCAGUUUCUCAUCGCCUAUCCACAGUCAGAGCUGCCGAUGUCAUUAUUGGUUUUGAACAAGGUACAGCAGUGGAAAGAGGCACCCAUGAAGAACUGCUGGAAAGAAAAGGAGUUUACUUCACUCUAGUGACUUUGCAAAGUCAAGGAGAUCAAGCUCUUAAUGAAGAGGACGUAAAGGGAAAAGACGAAACUGAAGGUGCCUUACUUGAGAGAAAACAGACCUUUAGCAGAGGGAGCUACCAGGCUAGUUUAAGAUCUUCCAUCCGGCAGCGUUCCAAGUCUCAGCUUUCUUUCCUGGUACAUGAUCCUCCAGUAGGUGUUAUAGAUCAUAAGUCUACUCCUGCAGAAGACAGACAGGACAAGGACAUUCCUGUGGAAGAAGAAGAAGUUGAACCUGCCCCAGUUAGAAGGAUUCUGAAAUUCAAUGCUCCGGAAUGGCCCUACAUGCUGGUAGGGGCCGUGGGUGCAGCUGUCAAUGGCACAGUUACACCCGUCUAUGCCUUUCUGUUCAGCCAGAUUCUUGGGACUUUUUCACUUCCUGAUAAAGAAGAACAAAGGUCACAGAUCAAUGGUGUGUGCCUGCUCUUUGUAGCAAUGGGCUGUGUAUCCCUUUGCACUCAAUUUCUGCAGGGGUAUGCUUUUGCUAAAUCUGGAGAGCUCCUCACAAAAAGGCUACGCAAAUUUGGUUUCAGGGCAAUAUUGGGGCAAGACAUUGGCUGGUUUGAUGACCUCAGAAAUAGCCCUGGAGCGCUAACCACAAAGCUUGCUACAGACGCUUCUCAAGUUCAAGGGGCUGCCGGCUCACAAAUUGGGAUGAUGGUCAAUUCCUUCACUAACAUCACUGUGGCCAUGAUCAUUGCUUUCUCCUUUAGCUGGAAGCUAAGCCUGGUCAUAGUGUGCUUUUUCCCUUUCUUGGCUUUAUCGGGAGCUGUACAGACCAGAAUGUUGACAGGAUUUGCCUCUCAAGACAAGCAGGCUCUGGAGAUGGCGGGACAGAUUACGAGUGAAGCCCUCAGUAAUAUCCGCACUGUUGCUGGAAUUGGAAAGGAGAGGCAGUUUAUUGGAGCCUUUGAGACUGAGCUGGAGAAGCCAUUCAAGACAGCUAUUCGAAAAGCGAAUAUUUAUGGAUUCUGCUUUGGUUUUUCCCAAUGCAUAGUGUUUGUUGCGAAUUCUGCUUCCUACAGAUAUGGAGGCUACUUAAUUCUCAAUGAGGGUCUCCAUUUCAGCUAUGUGUUCAGGGUGAUCUCUUCAGUUGUGUUGAGCGCAACAGCUCUUGGAAGAGCCUCUUCUUACACCCCAAGUUAUGCCAAAGCUAAAGUAUCAGCUGCACGUUUUUUUAAACUGCUGGACCGACAACCGCCAAUCAAUGUAUACAGCAAUGCCGGUGAAAAAUGGGACAACUUCCAGGGGCAGAUUGACUUUGUUGACUGUAAAUUUACAUAUCCUUCUCGACCUGAUGUGCAAGUUCUGAAUGGUCUCUCAGUCUCGGUUAGUCCAGGGCAAACACUGGCAUUUGUUGGAAGCAGUGGAUGUGGCAAAAGCACCAGUAUUCAACUGUUGGAACGUUUCUAUGAUCCUGACAGAGGGAAGGUGAUGAUAGAUGGGCAUGACAGCAAAAAAGUGAAUGUCCAGUUUCUCCGCUCGAACAUUGGAAUUGUUUCCCAGGAACCGGUGUUGUUUGCCUGUAGCAUAAUGGACAAUAUCAAGUAUGGGGACAACACCAAAGAUAUUCCCAUGGAAAAAGUCAUAGAAGCUGCAAAGCAGGCUCAGCUGCAUGACUUUGUCAUGUCACUCCCAGAGAAAUAUGAAACUAAUGUUGGGUCCCAGGGGUCUCAGCUCUCUCGAGGGGAGAAACAACGCAUUGCUAUUGCUCGGGCCAUUGUACGAGAUCCUAAAAUCUUGCUGCUGGAUGAAGCUACGUCUGCCUUAGACACGGAAAGUGAAAAGACAGUGCAGAUUGCCCUGGACAAAGCCAGAGAAGGUCGGACCUGCAUUGUCAUUGCCCAUCGCUUGUCCACCAUCCAGAACUCGGAUAUCAUUGCUGUCAUGUCACAGGGGAUAGUGAUUGAAAAGGGGACCCACGAGGAACUGAUGGCCCAAAAAGAAGCCUACUACAAACUUGUCACCACAGGAGCCCCCAUCAGUUGACCUGACUCAAGAACUUCACGCACAGAAGAUGCACCAAUGACAGGGGUGCUAUGGAUUAUUUUGUUGCUGUUGUUAAGGAGAAAUGUGGAUAUUUUACUUUUACUUUUACUUUACAUUGUUGUACACUAGGAUCUAAGCUAAUUUCUGGUGCGCUUCAAUUCUAGUGACCUUCAAUAAUAAUUUAGUUUCAGUGUCUAUAUAUAGAAAAUGAAAGAAACUAGGAUCAGCAUGAGUAAAAAUCUAGUGUCAAGCAGCUGCUCAGCCAUCACCCAGUACUUUCUCCAUGCAGGAGCCAGUCCCAAUUACUACAUGGGAAUUAGCAAGAAGUCUUGGGGUAAAUGAGACUUUGAACUCCUCAAGGGCAAAGGACUGCCCUUUGUAUUUUUGAACCCUCAAUGUACACAGAACUUGGUCCAUAAUGGGUACUCAGCAGGUGUUUGUUGAGUUAGACCAAGGUCAUAUGUGAAAACUGAAGACCAACUGUAUUUCUUGAAAAGUGUUCUUGCCUGUGAAAGCAGAUUCAUUCAUCACUAAGAUGAGGAUGGGGAAAGGAGGUCUUUGACACACUGGAUGCUCUCAGGCUGAGGGAGGCAGAAAGGAGCAAGUAUUAGCAGGGGCUUACCAGUUAGAGGUGUUGAUUUAUAGGUUCAGGCUGUGGGGUGUGGGUGGUGAAGUCACCAUUUACUAGACGAGAAUCUGCAGGUGUGGCUGGAGCAGGGGACUCUAUCCCAGGCCUUGUGUUCCUCAUCGACCCUUCCACAUUGGGUGCUGUUCUUUGUUUCUACAAAAUCCUAUCUAUGAAAUAAAACACAGUGCAUUUUACCUAGUGUAGCUUCAUAUAGUGUUAUACAAAAAAGCCAGUUAAACAUGGCAGAAGAAGGUUUGUCCUUGUUCCCUUAGGACACCACUAAAUGACGUUAAAAGAAUUCCAGAAGGCAUAAAACUCACAAGAAUGAAGAAAACAAAGUGAUGAUAGCAACAUAUUUUGGGAGCCAGAAAGCAAAUGGACAACUGAUAAUGGAUUUAAAAGAGGAGAGAAAACAAAGAUGUAAUAUGUUAGUGGGGGAAGCCUAGGAACAACUCAUUUUGUACCACAGAUCCCAAGAAAGGCUCAGAAUGGAAAGACAAUGGAUCUUUCUGGUAAGGGUGAGGGGAGGUCAGAUGGGACUGAAGACAGAAGAAUGGGCUGAAAGCCCACAUAGAAACAGAAGUGUGGAGCCCUCUUCUGCAGCCGAUGGCUACCCUCCGCCAAUCCCAGCAGAAGACUGGAUAUUCCCUCUCUGAAGAAGCUCACAGAAAGGCUCAUGCUUAGGGACACAAGUCGCAGUUGAAGGGGCAGCUAACAUACAGGAGACGGGAUUGAAUGUAAAGCUAUAUGUGAACAGAAAAAAUCUCCAGCUCCCCGCCCACUCUUCUCACAAGAGAUUGAAGUGUUAUUCUCUGGGAAACUGGCUAUUCCAAGGAAAGAGACCAACUAGAUCCUCCAAAGAAACUCCCCAGUCAGAUUACCCUACUGUGAAGCCCACCUGCCAACAACAUGCACCCACUCACUCAGAGCUGCCAUUGGCUUUUCAGAGCCUCACUCUUGUAUGGGAGCAGACUGCCAACGAUGACCAGACAACAAGGAAAUAUUUUAACAUAAAAAGCAAAAAUGACAACAGAACACCUUGGAAAAAGGAUAUUAGAGGUAACAGAGACAAUGCAAGAUUAGGAAAACAUUCAAAUAGUGCUGAUAAAUUUACUCCAUGAGAUAAGAGAAGAUAUUCCCAUCUAUUUAAAUAAAAACAAGAGUUCGUAAAAAUGAACGUACAAAAAAGAGCUCUUGAUAGCAGAAAUGAAAAAUUCAAUAGGAGGAUUGACAGUUCCCAAGAAGUGGUCCCGCCAUCAAGAUGUUUUCUCCUUAUGUCAUCUCCUUCCCAAGCCCACUCAAAGUAUACAUUUUUUCUUCUCAUGACCAGCAAAUGAAAUUCUCCCUACAAAUUAAGCCUGAGCUGUUGUAUAUCGAGGUGUAUUAUUGAUGUCUCUGGUCCAGUGUUUCCUGGUAAAUAGACAUAAAGAUGGUAUAGCAGGUUAACCAGUUAGAUCAGAAGAGUAGCUGGUUGCCAUGUCUGGGAGGGAGAGGUUGGAGGAAUGCAUUCUGGUUAAGUAAUGGAAAAUGGCAGUGACAAGUAAGUUGUAGAAUAAAGAUGCAGCUAGAAGGAAUUAAGUUUUGCAGUAAGUACAUGCUCAUCCUAUAAUACUGAAGAAAAAAGACGAAAAUCCAUUUGUUUAAGUUUGCAUUAUAAAGAGAAAUAACAUAAGCUCUGUGCUGAGUGGCUCCAGUUUCCUGGAAUGAAAUGUGUGGGGUGUGAAAAAGGAAUGAAUAAGAACUAUUUUUCACAUCAGUUACUUGGAAGUUAUUGAUGAGAGGGAAAAUGUCGACUGGAGAGGGCUUGAAAUGAUUUGGGCAAAUGAUUGCUUUUUGAGGCUCAGGGACAAGAGGGAGAAUUACAACUUCAAAAAUAUGAGAAUAAAGUUGCAAGUUGUUUUACAACACCAA